AUGGACGAUCACAACAAGGCCGUGGCGACCAUUGCAGGUCAGGUCAAAAAAUUCCACAGUCGCCAACAACCUUUUCGCAUCUAUCAUGGCUCGACGAAUAGCACACGGCAGUCUCAGCAUGACCACAACAACACCAUCAACACUGCACAUCUAAAUCAUGUUAUACGCACCGAUUGCGAAGCUCAAACCGUGCUGGUCGAACCCAAUGUUCCCAUGGACCAUCUUGUCCAGGCCACUCUGGCUGCUGGCCUGGUCCCUCUCGUCGUGAUGGAGUUUCCAGGUAUCACGGUCGGGGGAGGAUUUUCCGGGACAUCCGGCGAAAGCAGCUCUUUUCGGCACGGCUUCUUUGAUGCCACUGUAAAUUGGAUUGAGAUAGUCCUGCCGAACGGUGAAGUACGGAUUGCGUCGAAAAAUACGGAUCCCGAUCUCUUCUGGGGCGCUGCGUCGGCAUUCGGCACUCUGGGUGUCGUCACAUUGCUCGAGGUACAGUGUCAACAGGCUAAACCUUGUGUCGAGCUGAAGUACCAGUCCUCGUCGUGCAUGGCUCAAGCCAUGGACAUCUUCCGCACUGCGGCUGCGGAUCCGCAGAUCGAUUACCUCGACGGGAUCGUCUUCGCCAGGGAUCAGAUUGUCGUUUGUACAGGACGACUGACCGAUGCUUUGCCCGCAAAUGUCAAACCACAACGUUUCACCGGUGCUCGGGAUCCGUGGUUUUAUCUUCAUGCACAAAAACGUGCCAACUCAUGUUCAAGAAAACCAGACUACAUCCCCUUGACAGACUACCUUUUUCGCUAUGAUCGGGGCGGGUUCUGGGUUGCUCGGUACGCCUAUUCGUACUUCCUAGUUCCAUUCAACCGCAUCACACGCUACAUUCUGGACUAUUUCAUGCAUACGCGGGUGAUGUACCACGCUCUGCACGAGAGCGGACACUCCGAGCGGUACAUCAUCCAAGAUGUGGCUGUGCCAUACGCUGCGACAACCGAGUUCCUUGACUGGCUCGACCAGAAACAGAACUUUGGUGCAUACCCGAUCUGGCUGUGCCCUCUGCGGCAAUCAGAGGGCCUGAUGUCACGUACUGAUUCAAACAGUGCAGCCCUACCAUCUACCAGUGUAGAGGACGACGGGUACCUCAUGAACUUUGGUCUGUGGGCUCCGUCUCCCUUCCACAGCAACACCGCCGAGUUCAUCGCCCAGAACCGCCGGCUGGAGGGCAAAGUGCGCGAACUGGGCGGAAAGAAGUGGUUAUAUGCGCAUGCGUACUACACCGAAGAUGAGUUCUGGUCUCUAUACGAUAAGAGGAAAUACGACCAGCUGAGGGAGAGAUAUCAUGCGUCUUAUCUGCCGGAUUUGUAUCAGAAGGUUCGGGUUAGACUUGCGCCUGAGGAUGGUAAAGGUCAAGUGGGGUGGGGAUCUAUCCGAGAUAUUGUGUGGAACCUCUGGCCUGUGAGUGGGUUGUAUGGUGUCUACAAAGCCUGGAGGGGAGGGGAUUACCUGCUCAAGGCGAAGCAAAAGGGUAAGACUGCGAGUCAUUGA
Aspergillus udagawae is the source of this 1533-nucleotide messenger RNA. Its product is annotated as FAD-binding oxidoreductase. The record is from RefSeq and is a predicted model, not a curated record. The transcript has a single exon. Gene Ontology annotation, biological process: steroid metabolic process. NCBI's taxonomy places the organism in Eukaryota, Fungi, Ascomycota, Eurotiomycetes, Eurotiales, Aspergillaceae. Gene Ontology annotation, molecular function: Delta24(24-1) sterol reductase activity; FAD binding. Gene Ontology annotation, cellular component: membrane; cytoplasm. Bases 1 to 1533 code for a protein of 510 amino acids.